Molecule: messenger RNA, 1318 nt
Organism: Tuber melanosporum (Perigord truffle)
Lineage: Eukaryota; Fungi; Ascomycota; Pezizomycetes; Pezizales; Tuberaceae
Exons: 7
Coding region: 119-1318 (399 amino acids)
Molecular function (GO): monooxygenase activity; FAD binding
Source: RefSeq, a predicted model, not a curated record
CUCCAAGCCAGACCCAACUAGAGCCUUUAUAUGGCGCCGGCGCUCCGUAUGGAUUCCUGGCCAAAUCGGAAGAUUGCUCUACUCUACUCAAGGAACGAAACGCGGCGAAGCUAGAAUCAUGUCCAAUUCGGAAAUAAGGCCUCUUCGAAUCCUCAUCAGCGGCGCCGGUAUCGGUGGGCUGACAGCCGCAAUUGCGCUCCGUCAAGCUGGCCAUAGCAUUUUUGAACAAUCUCGAUUUGCGAACGAGCUUGGGGCGGCAAUUCACUUAGCGCCGAACGCGAACUGUCUUGUACGGAGGCUUGGCCUUGUUCCCGAGAUGAAAGGCGGCGUAGAAACGGAGUGGAUAUCAGAGUAUAGACCGGAUGGAUCACUAGUGUUUGAGAAAGAUGCUUCUGGGAUAGCAGAUAGAUACCGUCAUCCAUCGCAUUCGAUGCACCGAGCCGAUCUGCAUUCGGCAUUGAAGGAAAUAGCGAUAGCGAAUGAAGGGAGAGGAGUCCCAGCAACCAUUGCUACCAGCAGCCGGGUUGUGGGUGUUGAUUUCGAAGAGAAUACACUUAUCCUGGAGAGUGGGGAGAGGCAUAGCGGGGACGUCAUAAUCGGUGCCGACGGUGUCCAUUCCACUCUUCGCUCCGCAGUCGUCGGGGAAGAUAGUCCAGCACUCCCUAGUGGGCAUUCCGCCUUCCGUUUCCUACUCCCCGUCAGCGAAAUCCUCGCGGAUCCUACGACAGCACAGUUCGCAGCUAAUACGGGAAAGCUGCAAGUAUGGAUGGCGGACGACAAGAGGGUAGUCAUAUACCCCUGUCGAUAUAAUCUCCUCCUCAACAUCGUGUGCUGCUACACUGAUACUAGAAACGGCUCUCAUAAGGAAGAUUGGAGUCAGGAUGCAAAUAAAGCGGAAAUGCUGGACGUGUUCAAAGACUUCUGUCCACCUAUAAUUGCAUUGCUUUCAAAGGUGCCCGUAAACGAAAUUAAGCUCUGGCAGCUUCUGGAUCUGCCGGCACUUCCCACAUGGGUGAAGGGAAAUGUAGCGCUAAUGGGCGAUGCUGCUCAUCCUCUCUUGCCAUAUCAAGGACAAGGAGGCGCACAGGCAAUCGAAGAUGGUGUAGCCCUGGCCGCUGUUCUUCCCCUAGGAACGAAGAAGGAGGACGUCGUAGAUAGGCUUAAAUUGUACCAGGAAUGUAGAUACGAACGUGCAACAAGGGUGCAAGAUGUUACACGAAUGCUAGGUCUUCGCCCCGCAGAACGCAGAGAAAAGCAUAACGGUAAGCUUCGCACCGGUACCCAGAACUCCCGCCCAUCCUCCAGGUCAUACUGCUGA